AUGUCUGAAUUCCUUGGGCUUGGCAGCCCCGCUGACCGUCAUUUCAGCUAUGUCGGUACCUUGCACAACAUCAACUCGGAGGAGUCUACCGUCUCCCUAGAGAAUGUCCGGUCAUUUGGAACGGAGGGCCGCAAGCACAAUCCCGAUGAGGAAGUGCCCGCCUCAGACCAGGUUUACGAGUAUAUCGUUUUCCGCGGCAGCGAUGUGAAAGACCUUCGCAUAGAGGAGGGGCCUGCGCCUCCCAAGGAGAACAAGCCUCCGAUGCCUGAUGAUCCCGCAAUCCUCGGCGCUCGUCCUCGUCAGGCCAAUGUUGCUCCUGGCCCUCCUGGCCCUCCUGGACCCCCGGGCCCACCCGGUCCUGUACCCCCCGGUCCCAUCGGUGCUCCCGGCCACCAAGGCCCGCCGCCGCCUCCAGGCGCCCCUGGCUUCGGUUACUAUCCUCCUCAUAUGGGUGGCUGGGGCCGCGCUGGUGCUCCUCCUAAUGCGUUCGGCGGCAUGCCGUAUCCUCCCCCUCCCGGAUGGUUCCCCCCUGGUCAGGAGUUCCCCAUGGGCCACGGUCCUGGUCCGUGGAACAACUAUCCCUACCCGCCUGGUCCUGGUGUCGCUCCGGCUGGCGUUCCGGGCCAGGGAGGUCGCCAGUCUGCGAACCAGACCCCAAGCAAUCAGGGUCCUGGCCCGAAGCCUGCGCCCAUUGGUCCCGCGGGUGACAAGAAGCCGUCUACGCCUUCUCAGCCUCAGCAGCAACCCCAGCAGCAUGAGCUGUCUGCCGAAGUACCCAAGUCUUUUGGUCAGCAGCCUGCUUCCGGCGCCCCCUCCUUGCCAAACGAUUCAAAGCCCACUGUCGAAGAGGUCAAGGCCACUGCUGCGUCUCUAAACAAUACUGCUCCUGCUGGUCCUUCUCCCCAACAGAAGACCAUCCCUACUGGUCCCAAGGGCAGCACCACUCGUCCCUCGCAGAUUCUUCCUGCUGUUCCCCUUCCCGCUGCCCUUACUGCGAGACCCAUUCAGCCGGCGGCUGGAUCUGCCAAGCCAGCCGGUGAAAUUGGAAGCGGACCGAUGAGCGCGGCCCAGUUGCGUGACGCGACUCAACAGGCUAGAGCGGCCGUCGCUGUUGCCAUGGCUAACAUGGUUAAGCUGGAUGGCCAAGUCGCUACACAGCAGCAAGUGACCGCCGCCGCUGUUGACAAUCUUACCAAGCGGGUUAACGAAAUGAACGUUAACGCCGCUGCGACGGCUACCGCCUCUCGCGCCCCCUUGAGCUAUAACGCCGCCGCUGCGAACCGCGGUGGUCGUGCGCGUGGUCCCCGUCCGGCCAAGGUUGAAGUCCCUGACUCUGACUUUGACUUCGAGUCCUCUAAUGCCAAGUUCAACAAGCAAGAUAUUGUUAAGGAGGCCAUCGCUGGUUCUCCGCUUGGUGAGGAGCCGGCAAUCGAAGCGGCUGCUCCGGAAGCUGUUGCCGAUGUCUCUGGUGUUGCUCAGCAAGCCUACAACAAGAGCAAGUCAUUCUUUGACAACAUCUCAAGUGAGGCCAAGGAUAGAGCUGAGAACAAUGGCCAAAAGCCGGGUGGUCGUGAGUGGCGCGGAGAGGAACAACGCAGGAACAUCGAGACCUUCGGUCAAGGCAGUGUUGAUGGUGGCUACCGUGGCUUUCGCGGUGGCAGAGGCCGUGGUCGCGGUGGUCGCGGCCGUGGCUUCCGUGGUGGACGAGGUGCGAGCAAUGGCUUCCCUCGCCGUGAUGCGCCGACCGCUGCACAGUAAUUUCGCUUUUCGUGACUUGCCCAAUAUUUGAUGGGCUCUGUGGCGUUGUGAACGAACGUUUUCCUUUUUCGAAGCCUCUAGGUUUGGGACUGAGCAUGAUUUUAUUGAACGGAGGCAAAGGCUUGUAGCCCGGAGUUUCAUUGGGAGUUGUGGCAUGAUGCUAUGAAUUGGGACGAUCCAGGGCAGGCCAUAUAGCGAGAGUGAUUUUCCAGAUCUAAUCAAGGUGAUAGCGGAGGAGUGAGCAGCACUCUCGCUGAGACUGGCCGCAGUACGGCCAUCGUCGCUAAACAGCGCGCAACGUCUUUUACCCUCCAGCCAUCACAGCAUGGAGGAUGAUAAUCACUGGAUAGAUGCGACCAGGGGCAUCAUCUGGGUUGACUGGUAUUUUAUUAUGCACACAGAUCCAUAACAGCAUGGUCUGUAUGGGAAGGGUUCUUUGCCCUUGAGAUGGAAGCGCAGCGGGACUGGCAUUGGACAGACAGAGGCAAGCUAAGCUGCUGCCCUACAGACACAUGAAAACCGAUGAACUUGGAGGACAUGGCCAUCAGGUUGACUUGAAGGACGCCUUUGUUGCGUCGGGAUAAUCAAAGCCAUCAAACCCUCCCUACCUCACCAACUCGUGCAAUCAAUUUGCCCUGUUCAUGAUGCAAGAAUAUGAUACCAUAUCGUUACUGGGUACAUAUUUGUCGCCUUUUCCAAGACAUAGCAUCAUACGUUAUUGAAUGAAGUCGCAGCUA
Molecule: messenger RNA, 2495 nt
Organism: Neurospora tetrasperma FGSC 2508
Lineage: Eukaryota; Fungi; Ascomycota; Sordariomycetes; Sordariales; Sordariaceae
Exons: 3
Coding region: 1-1758 (585 amino acids)
Biological process (GO): cytoplasmic stress granule assembly; P-body assembly
Cellular component (GO): P-body
Molecular function (GO): mRNA binding
Source: RefSeq, a predicted model, not a curated record